Molecule: messenger RNA, 1875 nt
Organism: Cladocopium goreaui
Lineage: Eukaryota; Dinophyceae; Suessiales; Symbiodiniaceae
Source: the annotation of a GenBank genome assembly
GACGACCUUCAUCCUGGUGUCCGUUGGGACUAUGCUCUUUGGAUCGGUGCAAUCCGUCUGUGUGGAGAUCGUACAGCGCAGGAUUACCUGUGAUGUUCGCACAGUAAUGUUCGAGAGCCUGAUCAAGCAAGACAUUGCCUUCUUUGACGGCACCAUGACUGGCCAGCUCACCUCGCGCAUGACCAACGACGUGGCGGCGGUGGUGCAGCCGGUGAGGCAAAUCAUGAACACCUUCCUGACAGCCAUUCUGCGGCUCAUUGGGGGUCUCUUUAUGUGCCUCCUUACCUCCUGGAAACUCACAGUUCUGGCCGCCACAAUGAUUGGCCCAGUAGUGUACCUCACUGGAGUCUAUGCCAAAUGGUCCAAGCAGGUCAACAUGUCCAUCCGCGUGUCCAUGGCGGAGGCCAAUGCUGUGUCCACCGAAGCGCUGCGCAACAUCCGCACGGUGCGAUCUUUUGGGGCCGAUUUGCUGGAAGUUGGCGCCUUUAGGCAACACAUGGAUACAGCGCUGCAGAACGGUAUGAAGGAUUCCUAUGCCUCCGCUGGGGUGUCAGCCAUCACUCAAUACCUGGACUUUGCCGCCACUAUCUUGAUCUUGUGGUAUGGCGGCUAUGCAGUACUUGGCGAAGGGCAGAGUGAUUUGCAGAUCGGUAACCUCAUCACCUUCAACCUGUACUGGAAUAUGCUCAAUAACUCCAUCACUGGCCUCAACGGCAUGUUGAACACCUUAGUGAAGGCGGCUUCGGCUGCCCAGCGCGUGUUCGAAAUCAUCGAUUUGGAACCAGAUAUCCCUGCGGAUGAAGGUCACAAGGGGCUGGAUGAUGGUCCUGUGAGUCUCGCCUUCAAGGAGGUCUGCUUCUACUACCCCAUGCGACCAGAUGCCAUGGUCCUCAAGGGUUUGAGCUUCACAGUAGGUGCUGGUCAAACUGUGGCGAUGGUGGGGAAGAGUGGCGCUGGCAAGAGCACCCUGGUGGGCUUAAUGCUGCGAUUCUACGACCCCAAGGGCGGGCAGGUGCUGUUGAAUGGUGAGCCCCUGACGGAAUACAACCUACGACUCUACCGAAAGAAAGUGGGAGUCGUGUCUCAAGAUACACAGGUGUUCUGCCGCUCUAUCCUGGAAAAUCUGACUUAUGGCCUGGAACCAGGAGAAGUACCGCAGCAAGCGGAGGUUGAGAAGGCGGCUGAGGCGGCAAGUGCAAACGACUUCAUCCAGAAGUUGGAGGAGAAGUACCAAUCGAUGAUAGGCGAAGGUGGCACGCGACUGAGCGGUGGCCAGCGACAGCGGGUGGCCAUUGCCCGGGCGCUUCUGCGGGGGCCCAAGCUGCUCCUGCUGGAUGAGGCAACCUCAGCCCUCGAUGCAGAGAACGAAGGGAAGGUGCAGCGGGCCCUAGACGACUUGGUCCAUUCUGUCCAUGGCAACUGUUCUGUGGUCCUUAUCGCCCACCGCUUGUCCACCGUCAUAGGAGCUGAUAAGAUUGUGGUCAUGGAUCAGGGCCUAGUAGCAGAAGAAGGAACCCACGAGGAGCUUUUAAAGAGCGACAACAUCUAUGCUGGCCUCGUGAAGAGGCAACUGGCAAAGGAAGCCAAUGUUGUUGGUGAGGAUGCAGCCGAGGCCGGCCAGGGCAAAGGCAAGGGACGCUUCAAAGGCAAGAAGGCCAGAGAGGGCUUGGAAGCUGACAGUGCUGACAGCGAGGCACCUGAUGGUCCUGGACAAAUGCAGGGCAAGGGACGUGGCAAGUGGAAAGGCCGGAGGUCGGAAGGAGCAUCAGACGGACCUGAUUCACCAGAUGAAUGACGAGCCUUUUGCCAUGACGAGCCAGUCGUUGUACAGUGAUGGCAGCAAUGGGGUCGUCGGAAAAUGUUGGGAAAGCCGAU